This is a messenger RNA of Blastocystis hominis, 582 nucleotides long. RefSeq lists its product as hypothetical. Bases 1 to 582 code for a protein of 193 amino acids. Gene Ontology annotation, cellular component: SNARE complex; cis-Golgi network; Golgi membrane. Gene Ontology annotation, molecular function: SNAP receptor activity. The record is from RefSeq and is a predicted model, not a curated record. The transcript is spliced from 6 exons. Gene Ontology annotation, biological process: endoplasmic reticulum to Golgi vesicle-mediated transport; vesicle fusion. Lineage: Eukaryota; Bigyra; Opalinata; Blastocystidae.
AUGGACGGCUCGAGCGUUCUUAACGACGAUAUUAUAGUGUUGUUUAAAAACGUGCGAUUGGCUGAGUACCUGAACUAUCUUGAGGGCAUGGAAAGAAUAGCUCAAACAUCAUCAAAUCACAGCUAUAAAGCGGUUAUUAAGAGACAGCGCGAUGUGCUUCAUGAACUGCGCAGUGAUUAUCACCGAAUUUCGGAAAAUAUUAAUCAAAAACGGGAACACAACGCUUUGCUACACCCCACCAUCACUCGCGAGAUGUCCGGAGAAGAGGAUGAAACAAAGAUUUUACUCAAAGAACGCGGAGCUGCGCAGCGUUCUCUGCAAAUGGCCGAUUCCUAUCUUGAGCAGGCCUCGGAGAGCCAUUCGAUGCUGCUAAGCCAGCGAAAGAAGUUCCGUUCCAGUGCAGACAAGCUGUUCAAUGUAAUAAACCGCGUACCCGUCGUAAACUCUCUCACCCGGUCAAUUCGAAACAAAAAGAACAGAGACAAGUCGACUCAAGAGACAGACUUGACAUGUAGCUUGAUUGUUGCCUGCGUGAUCGCGGUGUGUAUCUGCUUCUGCAUCUGGUACGUUUUCCACAAGUAG